AAGAAAAAAUAAUUCCAAGACAAGUGAAUCUCGAUAAACAAAAUUUAGAAUUCGGUUGUAUAAAAAACGGCAUUCGAAUGAUGAGAAGAAACAUGUAAUUGACACAAUCGUGCCUCGUACAACUUUUUAGGCUAAUGUAUCAAGUUCUGAUUUUCUGAAAUAGCGCAAUAUAGGACUUGAAAUAUUCACAAUUAUACAAACUUUUGCGACAUGGCACACGAUAACCAAACACUCGAAUUGCACAUAAAAGUAAAUGGACAAAAUUUAUCAGCAAUUUCAGAAAAGUGUAAUAUCGGCACGUUACGAAUUCCUUCCGAUCCAUCUUGGCCCAAAAUACCUCUACGUUAUUCAAGCAACAUUACCGAUGACAUUAUUGAACCUCCAUGUGUGAUCACUUUGACAGGGACUCCCAGAAAAGGUCGUAGUGUAAUGCAAACUGUUGCAAGCCAACAUCUCAAAUCAAGAUUAAACCAAGAAUGCAAAGCAAUCACGCAAAUACCGAAAAGAAUACCUGGCUGUUUUGAUCCACGUUUUAAAAGACAGAUAUCACGGCAAAAGGCUGAGAAACCAAAUGAAUUUUAUUUCACAAAAAAUGAUGAACAAACACCAGAGUUAGACACACGUAUCACGCAAAGAACUGAAAAGCUUGAAAAUAAAUUGCGGGAAACGAGCGAAAGCGUAAACAAUUAUAUACCAACGUGUCACGAUGUAGAUCAUUUAUUAAAUGUAACAAAAUCGGCGAACCAGAUGACUGAUUAUCCUAUUGAUGAACAAUCCAUUUUAGAAGCGAAAUACUGUCCAACCUUGCAGUAUGCGACUAACGAGCAAUACGACGUUGAAAAUAGAUUUCCUCAAGAACAAAAACAAGAGACUAAUAGGCCACUGUUUUUAAUGGUUAAUGAGAAAAGGAUACACACGCUACCUAUCAAUCCUGUUAACAUAGAAACUGCAUCCUCGGCCACGCAGUCACUACAGUGUUGCAGCGUUCAAAUUCCUGUAGUCGCAUAUCGCGAUACACCUUUACAAAUAUCAAGUAUGCUUAUGCAAAUGGAAAAGGAUGUUAACAUGCCAUCCGUGUGUCAAAGUGACAGUGUGAAAGGUCGAGAAAUCGUCGGGAAUGUCUGUACAGAAUCGAUGAAGAGUAUCAGUUCGAUGCAUAGCUUCAGGGAAUCUAAGAAUGAAAAAUAUCCACUUGAUAAUAUUGAGUGUUAUAACGCAAAGAGUAACGAUGAUAUUUCGAAGAAUAAGAGUAUUUCCAAAAAUUGUGAAGGACACCACACUUCCGAGCGCGAAAUAAGCGCGAAAGAAAACGUCGCAUCGUUGAAUCAAAAUAUUAUAAAGAAUAUCACGCUCGAUAAUGAUCGUUGUGGAAACUUUGAUGAGUUAGAAUUAAAUAAUGCAAUUGACAUCAACAAUGAUAAAAGUUUAAGUUACUCAAAUUUAAAUAUCGCUGCAAGAUUAAAAAAUUUCAUCGAUCAAAGCUACGUGAUAGAUUCUUGUAUCGCAAAUGGAGAAAAAAACGAGAGAGAAAUGUCGAAAUCGAGCGAAAGAAAGAUGGCGAAAGCACAGAUAUAUUCAUGUGUCGACACUGGGAUACAAAAGCUGGCGUAUCACGUAAAAGAUGAUCGAGACAAUGCAGUUAAAUCUUGGACAAAUGUAAUAAAUGACAGAGUACUGGGUAAAAGUUUAGCCUUUAGUCAAGUUGACGAUAAGGAGGAAUAUAACAAAAGUAACAAGAAAAAAGAAAAUAAGAAGGAAAAACAUGGAGGAGAACUGCGCAUUAAUGUGAAACGUAAAACGGCACCGAUGAAUCUGUCGAAAAAGGCAAAGUCAUUCUUACGGAAGAAAUCCCGUUUCGCGAUUACAGAUUCCGACUGUACUCUGAUACUGCCUAGUUAUCGUGGCAUUAAAGGUAAACGAUAUAAAAAGAGCCGCGGUCGCUCCAAAAUAAGCCAAUCGUUACACGGAAGAAACGGAAUAAAUAGUACGAAUUCUAUAUUAGUAAAGUACAAUGCGUCGAAACAAGAUCGAAUAAAUUCUCGUUCGUUGACGAAUCUACGAACGAGAAAUUCAUUUGAGAAGCCAUCAUCUAUUCCCCUAGAGACUCAAGAGCUGUUGAACAAAAGUUAUUGGGAGUAUUACUGGAAACUCCGGUGUAAAAUCAAGCCAGAUAACGCAAAAGAAAAAAACGAAUGUUUAAACGAGCAUCUACCUGAAUCUCAGACAUUACGACAAUGUUCUGUCCUUUCCUGCGUGAUCAAUACAGCGCUUCGAGAUUCAACUCGGGCGACUGGUGAUGAAAGAACGUCUCCAAAUCCGAACAUGACAUCUGUUGCACGAGAAAGCGUUUCUGCAUUACCCUCCUCCAUGCUGGUGAAGAAGAUUCAACGAAAAAGAAUGAAGCGAGCGAGCAAACGAUUGCUCGGACUUCGGGCCAUAGCACUGCUGUGUAUCGCGAUGUACGUCGCGGUGAUAUUUUUGCGUAUGAUGUACGACUAUUUCUUCGGCGAGGAAUGCGACGAUGAGAACACGAAUUAUAUCGAACUAAUGUUCCAAUACAUCACAUCAUCGUUUGGAGAAGCUCUCAAUGGAGUUAUCGACGUCUUGACUACGAUUUUUUUACGGCCAGUAAGAUUUGAUCGAAAGCGGUAAUCUUUGCGACUCUUUCAAAUUCGUAGUAGAUGGUUUCGUUGCAAUGGUCAUAUCUGUACAAAUCCGUAUUAAGCAUUCUAUAAUCUAUGUCAUUUUCAGCAUUUGUAAUGUGAGAAAUGUUAAGUUAUUCGAAUCCACGUGUCUAACGUGUUUUGUCACUCAUCCUUGGCUGAUCGUUUAUACACAUUUUAUUACAUAGCGUACGACAUCCGACGUAUGACGUCCGAUAUCCAAUAAGAGAAUUUGUUUCCUGAAGACAAAAAUGUCACUAACUAGAACCGAAUUCUCUUGUUGGAUAUCGUAUCAUCGGCUACCAUAUGCUGUGUGAAUCUUAAUUAUUGUUUACAACGUUUUCGUGAGUUGUGUGUAUCUAUAUCUUUAUGCAGAGCGAUAUUUCUUACAAAUAUAUAUUGUAUACAUACACGAAUUUAUAUAUAAUAUACAUAUAAUUGUGUAUAUCGCUAUUGCAUCUAUAGGUUUGACUAUAUAUAACAUGAAAUGAAAACAGAAACCCUAUUGAAAAAAAAUCAUGUCACAACGUUAUAUAUGAUGGAAUCAUGUAAUUAAAAUAUGUAA
Molecule: messenger RNA, 3228 nt
Organism: Trachymyrmex cornetzi
Lineage: Eukaryota; Metazoa; Arthropoda; Insecta; Hymenoptera; Formicidae
Exons: 9
Coding region: 211-2652 (813 amino acids)
Source: RefSeq, a predicted model, not a curated record